UCAUAUAGUUUUUUCAUAAACACUAUGUCUACAUUUCUCAGUGUAGUAAUUAUAUGGUAGUUUCUAGAUUACAAAUAUGUCUGGAUACUUUUUUAUUUGUUUUGUGCAUAAUCUUCACUUGAUUACCUAUUUCAGUUUACACAUCGGAGAUAAUAUUAUAAGAAGUAAAAAGAAAAAGAAUGGAGAGAAAUCAUUCAAUAAAUCAUUCCUCUUAAAAUAAUUGUCAGUGAGUUUGACUACAGGACUAUGAGAUUAAAUUUGUUCGACUGUAGUACUGCUGCUUAGUCUUAUAUUAAGCAGCAAGAAGAAGAUGAAGAUAAAUAUAAUAAAUUUUUAGAAAGAGUAGUUUUAAAUAUCGACACUUCCAAAAUCAAAUUCAAAUAAUUCCAAGAACAAGAAAACCUAAAAAAAUACCUCACCCAUCGAUUUAUAAUGGUUGACGAUUUCAUCAAAAAGAAUGAAAAAAAAAUAAUGAAAAAUGCCUCUAACAGAAUAAAAGUCGCUUCCUAAGAUAUCCGAAAGCAAUUUACAUUUAAAUAAUAAGAAACUUUCCAAGAGAAAAAACUAAAUACAAAAAUAAAGUCAAAGUUGGAAGUAAAAAGACUGACUUAACUUGACUAAGAAGCAAUGGAACUAGCCCAACUUGACGAAAUGGAAGGUUAUUAUUUUUUUGGAGAAACUGAUCAAGAUAUCGAUCCUAACAAGAAGAAAAAAAUAAAAAUCAAAGUAGCUUAUUAUAGUGUGUAAAAUACCAAGCCUCUCUUAGUAAUAUCUAUAGAAGACGAAUCACUUAGGGAGGAUAUUGAAUUUUAUAAAGAAGAAAAACAAAAAAGCGAUUAAUUUAUUGCUAACAUGCUCGAAAAUUAUAGGACAACUUUAAUAAAUAACCUAAACUAUUUUAAUUAAGGCUGGCUUGUGGUAAAAGCUAAUUUUGAGGAGAUUUUUAGAAAUAGCUUGAUUUUGGUUAAUAAAUGCUACGCAGUCUAUGAUUAUUUUUUAUUUUUGAAGAUUAGAAGGUAAUUUAAUGGAAUCUCCCAUCGACAAACUAUGGGGUUGUUCAAAGUUGAGGAUUUCAAUUUUGUGGAUACACUCAAGUAUUUGAUUGAUAUUUUUCAUAAUAUAGAUAUUGUUUGUGAGUUGGAUAACGACACAUCGAUUUGUAAUGAUUAGAAGAGAAUCAAACAAGUAUUAAUAUCAUUAAUUACUAACUGCUUAAAAAUAACAAUUAGUGCUAUUUCUAUUAAUAUUUACGAGAGCUAUUUAGAUGACAUACAAGUCAUCUUUGUGCGAUUUGCUUUUUACAAAGAAGAAGAUAAUAAUUUAGAGGGUAUUUUAGAUCACCUAGAUGGAACUGAUAGCCCUUAUGUCAAUUAAAUCGAAUAAAUUGUUUUGUAAGAAAUUAUUAGAUGCAUAGGACCAUUUGAGUUAAAAGCUUAGGUUUCUCCUAGUGGCUUUUGUGAGAUAGAAUUUGCUAUAUAUGGAGAUUUAGCUCGUUUCAAAAGAAUUUUUUAAAUUUAAGAUUUCGAUGAAGAUAUGAUCUCAAAAUAAUAAAAUCUAGAAUUAAAAGCUAAAUAAACCUUCAAAGCUGAACACUUUUAAAGAAAAAAUAAAAGAUAAAACAAAACAUUUUAUGAUUUAAAAAAUUUUAACUAAAUGGAAUCAAUUGUUGGUAUACCUAGAGGUUCAAAGUUGAUAUCGAAAGAAGUUAAAAAUUAACUUCAGGCUUUUUUAACUUUGAAAGAUUAGAAAUGCAAUUCUGAAGAUGAUAGCCAAGAUUAAGAAGAAGGGGAGGAAAAAUAGCAAUCUUCUUCAACAUCAAGUAUACAAGAUGAAGGAACAACUAAAAUUGACAAUAAAUAAGAAUAAGGCUCAUCAGAAAAAGCUAUCCAAAAGUUAUGCACAGUAACAUAAAAUGAAGAGGAAGAAGAUGACGAUGAGAAAGUAGAUAAUGUAGAAAAUUUAGAUUAACAAUAAUAUAAUCAUCAAGCAACUAAAAGCAAGAAUCUAGAAUAAUAAGAUUCUCAAUCAGUUAAAGCAAUUGAUUAUGAAAAUGAAUCUAUUAAAAGUUCUAAUUAGAAAAAAAGAUAAAUUAACAAUCAUUUUAUAGACGAGUUUAAAAAAUCUAAAGAAAUAACUCUAGCAAGAUUAAAUACUUAAACAUAAUCUUAGAAUGGUUACAUUACUCUUUCUAACGAUACUUCUAGCUUCGGAAGCAAGAAAUAACUUUAAAAUAAUUCAACUUUAAAACAUUCAAAAGAUGCUAUGCCGUUUAUUCCUAAGAAAUUUACAUCUUCUUUUACAACAUUAAGAUAAUCAACAGUUGAGGAAGUUGAUAUAAGUGAUAAGAGACACCAUUCUCGAUAACACUCAAGAAACAAAUCUUAAAAAAACAACUAUCUUCAAGAUUCUUAAAGGUCUAUAAGCUAGUUAAAUGGCUCAUACAAUUUAUAUACUGAAACGCUUAGAGGCGAUAGGAGCAAUAAAGGAAAUUAUUUAGAAUCUAGUUAAAAUUCUAUUUAUGAUUGCCAUAUUAAAAGUAGAGAUGAUAAGUAAGGAUUUAAUAGCUCAAAUAAAUUUGAUCAUUCAUCGCGUACUAUUUAAAUAGAAAAUGAUGAUGAAGAAAAAGAUUUAAAUGCUUGUAAUUUAACAUUUUAGAUAGACAAAUCCGAUUUCGAAAUUAAUGAUUUUAUACCUCGUUUAAGAUGAAGGUAACUAAAUAAUUAGCAGCUUAAAACUAUUUUAAUUUAAUUAAUUAACUCUAACAAUACAAAAAUUUAUUUUAAAAUACUUUAAAUAAAAUAAUGAUAAAUAAAUAAAUACUUUUAACGAUUUUCCUAUACAAAAAAAGAAAAAUUUAUUCUUAUUUUUGUAAAAAAAAUAUAUUUAAUUUAUAUUUAGCUCAUUCUCAUAAUUAUAUAUUGUAAAUUUU
Messenger RNA from Tetrahymena thermophila SB210, 2929 nucleotides. RefSeq lists its product as hypothetical. Lineage: Eukaryota; Ciliophora; Oligohymenophorea; Hymenostomatida; Tetrahymenidae. The transcript is spliced from 4 exons. The record is from RefSeq and is a predicted model, not a curated record.